Molecule: messenger RNA, 1755 nt
Organism: Brassica napus (rape)
Lineage: Eukaryota; Viridiplantae; Streptophyta; Magnoliopsida; Brassicales; Brassicaceae
Product: protein EARLY-RESPONSIVE TO DEHYDRATION 7, chloroplastic-like
Exons: 4
Coding region: 76-1425 (449 amino acids)
Cellular component (GO): plasma membrane
Source: RefSeq, a predicted model, not a curated record
AACUUUGUACACUUUACUUUCUUCUUCUUCAAGUAAAUAUCUUUCUUCUCCGAUGAUUUCAAAUCUCCGGCGAUAAUGGAAUCUUACGGAAACCCUAACAAGCAGUCUUCCUCUCUCUACCCUACCGUCGACAUGUCAAACCCGGAAGCUCCUCUCAACCCUAUCUCCUCAUCUUCUACAAGCAACCUCUAUCCUUCCCUCGACAUGAACGAUCUCGCCAACAAUCUCUUCUCGGAGCAACCGGAGUCGCGUUCGAUCCCCGUCUCGGCUCCUCCCGCCGCAAGGGAGGAAGUGAUCCUGACAAUCUCCGGCGCGAUUCUCCACCUGAUCGACCAAUCAUACAGCGUCGAGCUCGCUUGCGGCGAUCUCGCCAUCAUCCGUAUUGUUCAAGACGGAAACGUCGUCGCCGUUCUCACUCGUGUCGCCGACGAGAUUCAAUGGCCGUUGACUAAGGACGAGAACUCCGUCAAGGUCGAUGAGUCUCACUACUUCUUCACGCUCCGUCCCUCUAAAGAUUUCGGAUCUGAUUCGAGCGACGAAGACGAGGAUAAUGCCGAUAUGUUGAACUACGGACUCACGAUUGCUUCCAAAGGCCAAGAGCAUUUGCUGGAAGAGCUUGAGAGGAUCUUGGAUCAUUACAGCUGUUUCACGGUUCAGAAAGUGUCGGAGGAAGCGAAGGAAACAGGGGAGGAGGUUUUGGACGUGACGGUGGCGAGGGAGACGUCUCCGGUGGAGCUUACUGGAGAGAAGAAAGAGAUUGUGGAGCAGCAGUGUGCUGCGUAUUGGACGACUUUAGCUCCGAACGUGGAGGAUUAUAGUGGGAAGACGGCGAAGCUGAUAGCUAGUGGCUCUGGGCAUCUGAUCAAAGGGAUUCUAUGGUGUGGAGAUGUGACUAUGGAUCGGCUCAACUGGGGGAAUGAUUUCAUGAAACGGAGGUUGAGUAAGGCUGACAAGGAGAGGGAUGUUCAUCCUGAUACCUUGAAAAGGAUCAAGAGAGUGAAGAAGAUGACCAAGAUGACUGAGAGUGUGGCAAACGGUGUUCUGUCUGGAGUAAUUAAAGUUUCAGGGUUCUUCACAAGUUCAGUGGCAAACACCAAAGUAGGGAAGAAAUUUUUUAGCCUUCUCCCUGGAGAAAUCGUCCUUGCAACUCUUGACGGAUUCAAUAAGGUCUGUGACGCUGUUGAAGUAGCUGGAAGGAAUGUAAUGUCAACCUCGUCUACUGUUGCAACUGAACUUGUUGAUCACAGGCAUGGUGGUAAAGCAGCAGAGGCGACAAACGAAGGGCUGGAGGCAGUGGGACAUGCUUUUGGGACAGCCUGGGCUGCUUUCAAAAUCAGAAAGGCUAUUAACCCUAAGAGCGUUCUCAAACCUUCCUCUCUUGCGAAAUCAGCAAUUAAAUCUGCAGCUUCACAAAAGAAAGCCUAGUAAAGGGCUCUUAUUGAAGCAUAAACAGGCCAUUUGAUGCGUGUUUGUUUGUAUUGUCUCUUGUCUUUGGUUCAGAAGUAAAACGGAAAAGAGGUCUGGUCCGGUUGGAUUAGUUGUUGUGAAGUGUUUCUCUGACUUAGAAUCAUGUGAUGUAAUGAAUAUGCCAUGUAUGUGCAAGCUUUUAAAUUUAUCAUCUGAGGCUAUUGAGCCCAUAAUGUCUGUUAUAGUUUUGAUAUACGGCAAAGCUUCCCAUGCUUAAUCUCGUGGAUAAUGUGACAACAUUUGUAACUGAUUCUACUUGUUUAUAUUAAUCUCAUUAGAACUUGUUCA